AUGAAUAAAAAAGGAGAAAUACCAUAAUCAAUUGAUAACAGGAUUAUUUUACAAAGAGUAAAAUCAAUAAAGGAAUAAACAAAUAAAAAAAAGAAAGUAAGUUUAUUAGAAACAGUUCAUAAUCCAAAUGCUUCACAAUACAAAAGAUUUACAGAACAGCUUUACAAUUUAAUUCAUAAUCUUCAUUAAUUAAAAGUAUAACUUAUUAAGAUCUUAGGAUUAUUUGAAUAAUUCUAGAAAGCUUUUUUAAGUAGUAAAAAGUUUGAUUGGUAUCAAAAAGAACAUGUAUAGAAUUUUAAUCAAACCUUAAACAGAGGAGCUGCAUGAUUUUUCUGAAAUAUCUCGAUUAUGUUGCGUAAAAGAUGUUUUAUUUGUAAAUGGAGAAUAAAGAGUGAUAGAGAAAUUUGAUUUAUCUUUAAUGGAAGAUCUAAUCUAUAUAACUGAUUCAAUUAAACAAUUGUUAUUACAGAAUCAAAUGAAAGCCAUAAACAGAAUGAGUGAUAAUGUAUUUGCUAUCAAAAUAUAUAAGAUUAGAAUUGAAUAAUAUGAAAUCAGAAAAUUAAAAGGAUAACUAGGCAUUAGAGAAUCAAAUCACUCAUUAUCAAUUGAAUCGUUGGCAAUGAAGAAAUUUUAACCACAUUUAGAAUUAAAAUAUAUUGAACAGAAAUUAGG
Paramecium sonneborni is the source of this 672-nucleotide messenger RNA. The record is from the annotation of a GenBank genome assembly. NCBI's taxonomy places the organism in Eukaryota, Ciliophora, Oligohymenophorea, Peniculida, Parameciidae.